Messenger RNA from Ixodes scapularis (black-legged tick), 1323 nucleotides. RefSeq lists its product as uncharacterized. The record is from RefSeq and is a predicted model, not a curated record. Bases 179 to 1303 code for a protein of 374 amino acids. NCBI's taxonomy places the organism in Eukaryota, Metazoa, Arthropoda, Arachnida, Ixodida, Ixodidae. The transcript has 3 exons.
UAAGGAGCUCCCAGUUGCCGACCCCCUUCCAGAAGGUUCCGGCGGUAACCCAUUCCCGUGCUCAAUCUCAACGGGUAUUUCGAACGUAGAGCCACUGCCCGAAGCCCCAAGGAGUGGUGCUGUCUCCACCUGUGUGCAGCAGGUAGCUGCACAGCUGGCAAGUGACGUCUCUUUGGAGAUGCCUGAAGAGGCGGUGGAAGACCCAUGCACUCAAGACUCCAUAAAAGAAAUGGAGAAGGAUGCCGCUGUCGGCCUAAUCAUGAUGGCUGGGAAUCCUGAGGUGUCCAAGCUGCGUGACCUGCAGAUGGCCAAAAUGCAGCAGGUCAUUCUUGAUCUGCAAGCAGACAAACAACGUCUCGAAAGGCAGGUUUGCCACCUGCAAGCCAGGCAGCUUAGUCUCAACACUAUCCAGGAGCCUAAGAACUGUUUAUAUUAUACUGGGCUGCCUGAGUUUUCAGUUUUUCAGAAUUUGUUUAAUUUUCUUGAGCUUCGGGCAGCCAAGAUGACCUACUGGUUAGGUAACAGAAAGACAGCUGGUGAGACCAAAGACCGCACACGGGAAAUGUCUCUGAUUGACGAGUUUUUUAUGGUCCUCGUGCGGUUAAGGACAGGGAUGGCAGGCAAGGAACUGGCCCGCAACUUCAACAUUUCUGAAGGGCAGGUAAGCAAGGUGUUUGUUACGUGGAUCAAGUUUCUCCAGCGACAGUUAAGGGUACUGUUACAGUUUCCGACAGUUGCUGAGAUUCAGCCCAACCUCCCUAAUGCCUUCCACAAGUUUUCUAACACGAGGGCUGUCCUUGAUGGAACUGAGGUACGUAUCCAGAAGCCGUCGUCGUUGCUUGCUCAGAGGCAGACCUUCUCGCCCUACAAACACUACAACACCUACAAAGCGGUUGUUGGAUGUACACCCGAAGGGUACAUUUGCCAUGUUUCACAACUGUGGGGUGGGACUGUGUCAGACAGAAUGAUUGUUGAGGAGAGUGGGCUCGUGGAUCAGUUGGAGUCGGGCGAUGCCAUCAUGGUAGACAAGGGAUUCAAAUUUAAUAGCCUACCACCUGGAGUGCAAGUGCACAUUCCGUGUUUCAGGCAGCCGAAUGAACCUCAGAUGCCGGAGGAAGAUGUGGCACACACCCGGCGGGUGGCCAGUGCACGUGUAGUUAUUGAACGCGCAAUCGGAAGGAUUAAGCAAUUUCACUUCCUUGAUCGACCCUUCCCCAUCUCCAUGAUAGAUAUUGCAGAUGAGGCGUUUCAGGUUUGUUGCUUUUUAAGCAACUUUCGUAUGCCACUCAGCCGUGCUGAGUAGCAGCAGGACAUAUGUGUCGG